Messenger RNA from Abrus precatorius (Indian licorice), 1887 nucleotides. RefSeq names its product probable receptor-like protein kinase At1g11050. Gene Ontology annotation, biological process: protein phosphorylation. The transcript has a single exon. Lineage: Eukaryota; Viridiplantae; Streptophyta; Magnoliopsida; Fabales; Fabaceae. Gene Ontology annotation, molecular function: ATP binding; protein kinase activity. Bases 1 to 1887 code for a protein of 628 amino acids. The record is from RefSeq and is a predicted model, not a curated record.
AUGAAGUCCACAUUUGUGCUUCUUCUGAUGUUAGUCCUGGCUCCAAAUCUAUACUCAGCAGCACCCUCUCCCACCAUUUCCCCUACCAACUAUGCUAUGUGCCCAGUGGACAUGAAUUAUGUGCUAACAGUCCCUUGGAACUCCUCUAGUUGCCUUAACUUCCAACCCUUGCCAACCCAAAACCAAACACACAACACUCUUUGUUGCCAAGCACUGUUAUCUCUCUUUGGCAUAGCACUUGCAGAAAAUCUCAAGAAAAACUCUCUUUUCCAACUUCCUAACAUCACUACCUCUACAUCUUGCCUUCAAGAUUUCCAAUCCAAACUCACUUCCCUUUCACUUCCCAAUAACAUUGUGUCCUCUUGCUUUGAUCCUCUUCAAUUUGUCAUCACUCCCAAUAUCUGUGCUCAUAUUCAAUAUAAGCAAGAUUGGCAAAGUAGGCUUGGUCCUACACCGCUGUUAAACACUGCAUGUAAACCAGACCUUAGUGAUCUUACCAAUUGUGCUGCAUGUGUGGAUGAAGGACUCAAGGUUGUACAGAUGCUGAAUUCCAUUGAUGGUAAUACUUCACAUUCCAAAGGCUGCUUCUAUUUCACAAUAAUUUAUGUUGCUGGAAUUGUGAAUCAGCUUGGACCUGAAAGCAGAGGUGCUAUGUCUUGCAUUUUUGAAUUGCCUAUUAAUUCCCAAGUGGGUUCAAGAAGAAAGAGCCAUCAUGCUCUUGUAUACGGGUUAAUUGCAGCUUUUGUUGCAUUCCUAGGUAUCACGUUUUCUUUGUUAGGAUUUUAUUUUUGGUACACCAGGUGGGUGAAAAGAAAAAAUAUUGAAAAUUUGCCAGCCUAUGCUGAACCAAUGGAACAAACUUCAGGCCCAAGAUUGAGACCAAACACAUCAAUUUGGUUCAAGUUUGAGGACCUUGAGAAGGCUACCAACAAUUUUUCACCCCAGAACAUCAUUGGUAAAGGUGGGUUUGGGAUAGUUUACAAGGGUAUUCUAUCUGAUGGCACCAUGGUUGCAGUUAAAAAAAUUGAAGAAUCUGAUUUUCAAGGAGAUGCUGAGUUCUAUAGCGAGGUGGAGAUUAUAAGCAACUUGAAGCACCGCAAUCUAGUGCCAUUACGAGGGUGUUGUGUGGUUGAUGAGGAGGAUGAAAAUCCUGAUUACAGAAAAAGGUACCUUGUUCAUGAUUAUAUGCCAAAUGGUAGCCUUGAAGAUCAUCUCUUUCCAAAAUCGCUAACUUGGUCUCAAAGAAGAAGCAUAAUCUUGGAUGUGGCAAAUGCGUUGGUUUAUUUGCACUUUGGAGUUAAACCUGCAAUUUAUCACAGAGAUAUCAAAGCCACCAAUAUACUGCUUGAUGCAGAUAUGAGGGCAAAAGUUGCAGAUUUUGGGCUAGCAAAACAAAGCAGUGAAAGUAGGUCUCAGGUAAACACUAGAGUGGCUGGAACUCGUGGAUAUGUAGCCCCAGAAUAUGCACUUUAUGGUCAUCUAACUGAGAAGUGUGAUGUGUAUAGCUUUGGUGUGGUUGUUUUGGAGAUAAUGUGUGGAAGAAAAGCUCUUGAGUUGUCUUCAUCAGGAAUACCAACUUUCUUAAUCACAGAUUGGGUUUGGUCAUUAAUGAAAUCUGGAAACUUAGAAAAGGCUUUGGAUUCUUCUAUCAUAACAGAUGGAAAUUCUGCUAGAAACAUAUUGGGAAGAUAUUUGGGUGUUGGAAUUCUUUGUUCUCAUGUAAUGGUUGAUUCUAGGCCAACAAUUUUGGAUGCUUUGAAGAUGUUAGAAGGGGACAUUGAGGUUCCACCAAUUCCUGAUAGCCCAAUGACUUUUGGGCACCAAAUGUUUUCCAAUGCUGAUUCAAUGGAAAAGAAUAUUGAAAAUCAAGAUGUAAAGUAUAUAUGA